UUACGCCAUUUUUGUUGGGGAGCAGUCGUGUUCAGAAAAGGAUUAGGUCCAGUGCAGGUACAUCUCACCAUACCGCGUUUAAUCAACCCUUUAAGUUGUCUGGCAUACAGGGCACCCACUUGUCCGCCAUAAUCAGACAAUGUCUUCAGAAAACCUCGACUCAGACACACAAGUAGACUACGAGGACGAAAAACAGGACUCUCAGGAGAAGAAUGCAAACCCGGUGAAAGCAGAGGAGGCCAAGCUGAAGGCCAAGUACCCCAGCCUGGGCCAGAAACCUGGUGGCUCAGACUUCUUGAUGAAGAGAUUACAGAAGGGGCAAAAGUACUUUGACUCGGGCGACUACAACAUGGCCAAGGCCAAGGUGAAGAACAAGCAGCUUCCUGUGGCGGGACCCGACAAGAACCUGGUGACCGGCGAUCACAUCCCCACGCCACAGGAUCUACCACAGAGGAAGUCGUCCUUGGUGACCAGCAAGCUAGCUGGCUAGCCUUUACCCUUUCAAAGGCACCCUCGGCUCACCUGGGACUCCAGGGAAUUGUCCGUUUUUCACCGCACCUGUGUCCCAAAUAUGUCCACCCCCUCCCUUCCUCUUGCUUCCCUUUUCAUCCCCAGGCACCACUGGCUUUAACAUAUCGGGCAGAGUUGUAUAAGUUAAAACUCCAUUUGCUUGUAUGUGGGCGGGGUGGGGUGGGAGGGAUGGAGGUUUCGGUGACCACAAGGCCGCGGCCCUCUCUGCCUUUCCACCACGCACAGCUCCGCCCCCUCUGCACACUCUGCUCUACCGCCUCCCUUAUAUCUUGGUUUUCAGUGUUCCAAGAUGCAUUUGCAGUAGAUGUGUGUCAUCAGGCAGGGUGGGAUGGGGUGAGUUAAUGCACUUUGUAUUCUGUAUAGUGUGUAUUCUUCUUUUUUUGCAUCCUGAAUGACACCAAAAUAAUGUGUGUAAGGGAGUUGGGAACCAUGGUCGCAAUUAGUUUUUUGCUGGUAGCUGGCUUCGGCAGGAUGGUGAAUGUGAAUAACUGCUUGCAUACCAAAUCUAUGACAGGUAGCUGUUUAAGAGUGAUUUAACAUUCGCAGACUCCCUGUUGGGAAAAGAAUGGAGUGUAGUUUGCAUCUCACAAUUCUGCCACUUUUUUUGUCACAUAUAACCUGAGGUCAACUUCUGCAGCUCAGCCAAAUGUAGAUUUAAAACACUUUUUUGGUCUCUCCCUGCUGAUGUUGUCUGAUUCCCUUCACUCCUAUUCUCUCUAAAUAUGCUGCAUGAUUGUAACAUGUAAUAAAAAAAAGAACACAUUUUUAACAGCAGCGGAGCACCUGCUUAGUGAUUGAAAAUUAUCAAAACAAACGUACAAAUCUCUGAAAUGUCCACAUUUUGCUCUCUUGACAAUGCAAGAGCCAGCUGAGUGUAUCUUUGUUUUAUUUUGGAAGGUUGGGAGCCCUGCCAGCCGGCAUUCAGUUGCAUUAAGGUGUGUUUACUGAGCCUAAAGGAUUUUGGAGAGAUAGAAGCACCCUUCAUAUAGUACAUGCUUCUGUAAAUGAUACCCACACAAGCACGUAACUGGUGAUUAGCUUGGCGCUUUGAGAACUAGUCUAGCUAGCAUGCCUUGGAGAACGGGUUGUGCUACGUCAACUCAUUUGGAAUUUCAGGCUUGGAAGUUUUUCUUUGACAACUGAACCAAAAUUCCCCACUGCAACUAUCAGGCCAAGAGGCCAUGGAUGCACUUGUAUUUUCGAUGCGCUAGUUGCCAUGCUGUCAUGUGGCGGACAUUGCAUGGUGAUCUGGCAGACUGCAGCCUAACAUGUUGUGAGGCAAGAUAUUGUGAUACAACCAUCCAGAUCAUUUUCCUCCCCACCACCUUUGAAACAGGGAUUCCAAACUGCUGUUUGUUGUAUCCUGUUGGGAUGACAGAAGUAACAGGUUAUUCCCUUCGUAAUUGUAAUCUGUAACAGCUAAUGUGCUGUAAGAUCCUAUAGUUGUUUUGUGGGUGUGACCGGACUUACACUGAGGCUGAUUUUAAUGUUUAAACACUUUCAGAAUAUAAAUCAUAUAUCACGUUUCCCUUUUUCACAGCAGUUGAUACGCUAAAAAAAAGUCCCAUAACCAUUGCUGCUGCAUAGAUCUACUUUUACUGCCAGCUUCUUGUACAAUAUUUUUUUACUGACACACUACACAGACUGAUCUUUGAUCUCAUGGGUGUCAGAGGGUAAACGUCAGGCAACUUGAUAAGCGUGGCUUCAAAGAGCAUCACAGGCUUUAAGUGGGACACUGCAUGUCAGGUGGACACACUUAGCAAAGCAAGGAGAGCUUUUAUAACACAUGGUGAGAGGGCAGACUGUGAGUAUUUAUGAUAUGCUAAAGUCCCACCUGUUACUUCGAUUCAAUCUCUAAAACAGGUCAAAGGAGAGAUCACCACAUCUCUAGGCUGUGAAUAUGCACACAUUCAAGAAUCUGAACUGGAUGCCGGCACUCACAGAGAAUCGGUGUAUAUAAUACUGCUUCAGGGAACCUUCAUAAACUCAUACUCCACCAUUUGCAACUUCACUUUAAAACGUGUCAAAUUUGCAGUGGGUGAAGAAGAACUGAUCUGUACAUAUGUGCUAGGUAUGGUGCUGUAUGAAUGCAAUGCUUUUUCUCUGUUCCAACUUUUGUAAAUAGACCUCCAAUAAUGUUUUUUUCUGUUUCUUCCCUGCUUUUCACACUUUUGUAGCCCAAGCUGUUUCUGAUUCAAUGGUUCCUCUCUCGUCUCAGUUUAACACUACUUCUGCUGUAUCUUAGUGUAUUGCAGAGGCUAUGUGAAUCUGUAUCAUAAGAAAAUAUUUGUAAAUGCUGCUGAUUCAAUGACAAAUCUGAGAUGAUACCCUGUAGAGAACACCAGUCCUCCUGAUUCUAACAGUCUGACUUACACUUGAGUAUCUCAGUUUCCGUAGCUCCUGUGGUAAAAUUUGCUUGGUUUCAGACUGUGUUUAACUUUCAAUAAAAAAUAUCAAAGUACAUUUUAAAAAUGCUUUGUUCAAUUUGGUUUAAUUUAUAUGGUUUGGCUGGAAAUUCUUAAAUACUUGAUUAGCAGGAACAUAGGAUCUUGUAUUAUUUGGUUUAAAAAAAUAUCUUUUUUUCUUGCUUUCAUAAGGAUGGUUUCCUAAAGGAAAUGGAUUAACAUUUGAAACACAGGGGACAGGGGUUCUUCUGUGCUACUUGAUAUUUGGGUUUGCACAGAUUCAAUGAGAGGAACUAGCAGGGUAUGCAUCAAACCCAACACAGGGUGUCUCGUUUAUGAUCAAUAUGUGCCAGAAUGUAUAAAGAAAUGACAGGCUGUGUGCUCUGAAGUACUUUGUGCUGCUUUUACAUUAUCUGUUUUCUUAUUUUGCUAUUUCUUUCUUGUGUUCUCUUGUUGCAUAGUAGGUAGGUAUAUUGCAUCCUGGCCCAUGAUAACUGCAGGGAAAUCAGAAGCACCCUUCCUACUAAGAAAUAAAAAGGUUUACAUGAUAAAGGGGAUGACUGGAGAACACAGGAAUGAUUUUAAGACUUCAGAAAGUACAGGGGUACUUGGAAUGUUUCAGUUGUGUGGGAGAUGGUGAAAGGAUUUUUGUCAGUAUUUGAAAUAAACUUUUACAUUAAUAAGA
This is a messenger RNA of Melanotaenia boesemani (Boeseman's rainbowfish), 3621 nucleotides long. It is a transcript of the gene ensab, whose product is annotated as endosulfine alpha b. The transcript is spliced from 3 exons. Gene Ontology annotation, molecular function: protein phosphatase inhibitor activity. The coding region runs from base 140 to 490 and encodes 116 amino acids. Gene Ontology annotation, cellular component: cytoplasm. The record is from RefSeq and is a predicted model, not a curated record. NCBI's taxonomy places the organism in Eukaryota, Metazoa, Chordata, Actinopteri, Atheriniformes, Melanotaeniidae.